Varanus komodoensis (Komodo dragon) is the source of this 738-nucleotide messenger RNA. Its product is annotated as cystatin-like. Lineage: Eukaryota; Metazoa; Chordata; Lepidosauria; Squamata; Varanidae. Bases 1 to 465 code for a protein of 154 amino acids. Gene Ontology annotation, molecular function: cysteine-type endopeptidase inhibitor activity. The transcript has 3 exons. The record is from RefSeq and is a predicted model, not a curated record. Gene Ontology annotation, cellular component: extracellular exosome.
AUGGCAGCGACGCCGCGCGCCCCCGCCGCCGCCGCCGCCGCCGCCGCGCGCAUCCUGGCUCUCGCGCUGCCGCUGCUGCUGCUGCUCCCGCCGCCCGCGGCGCUGCUCCCCGCGCAACUCGGGGGCGUGCAGGACAGCCCCGUGGACGACCCGGGGGUGCAGGAGGCGGCCGCCUUCGCCGUGCUGGCCUACAGCAAGGCCAGCCCCGGCCCCGUGUAUUUCAAGGAGCUGCGCAUCGUCAAGGCGGCCAGCCAGGUCGUCGAGGGGAUGAAGUACUUCCUGACAGUGGAGGUGGUGAGCACACAGUGCGAGAAGAAGAGCGGCGUGGAACUGACCGAAGCGGAGCUGCAGCUCUGCCCGAUCGCCCCACGCGCCGAGCAGCAGAGAUACACCUGCCACUUCACCGUCUGGAGCCGGCCGUGGCUGAAUGAACUGCAGCUCCUGGGCUCGAGUUGCGUGGCCUGAACAUCCCGCUGAGGGUGGGGGGUCGCGUGUCCCGGAGCCAAUCCGACUGCUGGGGCUACAAGAUGAAUUUGGAGUUCUGAGAGUCUUCCUCCUGGACACGUGCAGUUUCCGGCAUUCUCUGUGCAGAGAUGGGGAGCGAAAGAGCUGCCCCUCCUACUCAUACCCCCUCCCCCGCUUCCUGAUAAUCUCCCUGAUUGUGAAAUGAAAACUCCCCCCUACCCCCGGAGAAAGAUCAUACGAAACUUGCUGAUUGCUUUGUAAUCAUUUUAAUAA